Biomphalaria glabrata is the source of this 5530-nucleotide messenger RNA. RefSeq names its product steroid receptor RNA activator 1-like. The transcript has 6 exons. The record is from RefSeq and is a predicted model, not a curated record. Gene Ontology annotation, biological process: regulation of transcription by RNA polymerase II. The coding region runs from base 66 to 1232 and encodes 388 amino acids. Gene Ontology annotation, cellular component: nucleus. NCBI's taxonomy places the organism in Eukaryota, Metazoa, Mollusca, Gastropoda, Planorbidae.
CAAAAUUUCGUCCCGGAAAGAUUAAACUUCCUACAAGUUCGAUUCUGAUUGGUUGUUUGUGUCACAUGCACAAAAUGGCGGCUCCCAACCCUGGUAGUGGACCACUGGAUGGGUGGAAUGAUCCUCCAAUGCUACAUUUCAAUGCAACUUCUACACCGCCGUCUUCUAAAACUACCCGCCUACAGCUUAACAAACGUGUUAGUUUCCCUUUAAACACGUCUAAAGCUCAUGAACCAUCCAUUGGUCUGCAAGAUCCAUCUGCAGCAGGAAUGCUUCUGAGCCCAAAAAGUGGACCGCUGCAGUUGCCCCCUGUACAUAUCCUGCCCCCUAGUGCAUCCACUACUGUCAAUCCCCCUGUGCCUCUUUUACUCCCUUUAAGCCCUCCUAUAGACCACAGUCUGUUGCCCCCUUCCUUUGUAGCUGCUGUACGUGAACCGCAGAGGUCAGAAACAUUACCAGAGCUCUUGGAGAGGCUGGAGCUGGACUCUGCUGAUGCGUUGAGAAAAUAUACCAAGAGAGUUUUGCAUGAAAUGGUAGAUAUUUGCAAAGAAAGCAUACAGGGUCGCUCAAGAGGUGAUGUCCAGGCCAGGUUGAGUAUGUUAGAUGAUCAAUGGAGAGAUGGCAAACUUUCAGAAGGUGCUAGGAUCAAGCUGGGAUGUUUAGCAAGUGCUUUGCAGCAAAAAGAUCUGAAGCAAGCAGAUUGUCUACACCUGGCAUUGAUGGUAGAUCACAUAUCAGAGGUUAGUCAGUGGAUGGUGGGUGUCAAAUGGCUCAUCACUGAAUUAAAACAGCUGACCUUACAGCACAUAGCCACUGCUGCCAGUAAGAAGGAGACUCUAACAGAGCCAGAUCUGUCGAAUUCUCUUGGGUAUAACUCAUCCGCAGUAACUCAAGAAGAUGUUUGCUUAGAUACUGUACAGUUUUCUAAUUUAAAGCCGAUCCUGCUUCCAGAGGAUCUGUUGCCUCAACCAAACGAGGAACCUCUACCUCCACCCAUUGUGGAUCCUUUGCUACAACCCAUUGUGGAUCCUUUGCCUCAGCCCAGAGUUGAUCCCUUGCCACAGCCUAGUGUUGACCCCUUGGCUCAACCUAGCAAUGAUCCAUUGCCUCAAUCCAAUUUGGAUCUUUUGCCUCAAACCAGCAACAGUGUGAAUGACGAGCAAUCAAGCCAGCCACCUGGGUUAGAGCAGCAAACAUCUAGUCAAGCAUCAGAUGAACAAGAAAAUAGGUGAUAAAACUCUAGUUACUGUUUGCCUAUAGUCUCUCCGUGUGUUCCCAGUUACUGAAAAAGUUUGCGUGUCAGUUUUCAGAUAAACAGCCUAGAGUUUGCUAAGUCGUUAAUUAAAAUGUCAUCAACACCUGUUUAUAAAUUUAUAUAUACCUGCCAGUUUAUCAAAUUUAAAAUGAGAAAUGGUCCUAUUACUAGGGGGUGUGUCUGUUUAACUGAGUCUACACAGAAAUUUUGACUUGCUCUUCUUGAUUGCUGUUUUGUUUUAACAAAGACCUAUAUUUAGAAAAAUAGUUUUUUUUUCAUGCAUGUGCAAUUUGGCUGUAUAUAAAAUUGUUGUUUUUUUUUUCAUCUUCACUAUCACAAUGACAUAGUUUGUAUCGAAGAAACAAACCAAUUAGAUAAGAAUAUAGUGUGUUUAAGAAUUCAGUUUUUUCUUCUUAUAAUGCUGCCAUCUCCUUUUGACAAACAUUAUUGGUUAGUAUUGUAGCAAAUGUUGUUGACAUUGGAAAGUAGUUACACCUGAAUUUUCAAAUUAAUUAUAUAGCAUUGAAAGCCAACAGUGAGCAGAAACAUUUUUCUUUUCCUAUUAUUUAUUUUCACUAGAAAACAACAAAAACAAGAAAUGGCUUUGUCAUCAAGAGUAUCUAUAAUUAGUUAGUAGGAAUUCCCCAUUUAAUCUGAUUGUAUUUAAGAAUUGGACACAGAAAAUCAAAUGAAGACAAAUUAUGUAUUCUGAUGUGCUAACACUUUUUUUUUUCUAAACUAUGCAAUUUUCAAGUUUUGUAAAAAAAACAACAUAUCAUUUAAAUUUAAAUAAUGCAUACAAAAAUGUUGUCUCUUGCUGUCAUGACAACCUGAUCUGUUUACAAAAAUGUCCACAACUGAAUAACAUACAAUUUACUUCUGUUGUGAAAUGAAAUGUAUGCCUUUAACAUUACUUCUUGAUGUAGUCCAUGAACAGAGAAUCAUUUUUAAUUCAACUUUCAACUCAAAACUUUCUCCAAUGAAAGAUGUUUGUGACACACAUUUCGGGUUGUAUUUUAGCCCCAUAAUGCUGUUCCCAUGCUUGAGCUUAUGCAUUAAUAUAAUUAUCACAACUUUGUUCCUACUCUCUGUAGUUUUGUGUGGACUAAGGUUGUUGUUUUUUAAACUGGAAAUCCUACAAGUGCAUCAUGGGUAUUGGCAGAUGAGUAGAUGUUAUCAACUUUUCUAAACUUAAGCCCAGUUUUUUUACUUCAAAAGUAUUCGAUACCGUACUUUAUACUUUAAUGAGGACUUUGUAGAUAGUGAAACUGUACGGGGAUUAUAAAGCCUGUACAUGAUGUGAGUACUCUAAAUAAUAAUAGUAUGCUUUUUUUUAUGUAAACAGUUAUUUUAGAAUAUUACAAAUUGUUUCUCUGUAUGACCUUCAUAUUAAUUUAAUUCACAAACAACAAUGUGUCACUUUUAUCUUGAUAUUGACUUUGUCAAAGGCUGCGUUACUUAUGUUUGAUAUGACUCUUCCUUAAACUGAUUUUAAUCUUUGCUUUUAUUAAGUGUUCGAUCACAAAAAGUGGUUUUUUUUUUGUUUUUUUUUUUUUUUUUUUUGUUAAUGAAUAUGUAUAUAAAUGGGCAUCAUUUUAAAAAAUACAUUAUGAUUGUAUUUAUAGGGAUUUUAUCAAUGCUGGUAAUAAUAUAUCUUUAUUCAAUAUGAACCAUUGUCUUUUCCCCACCCACCCCUUUCUCUAUUUCUACUCACAAAUUGUGUGUGUUUCAUCAUGUUAACUAUAUUUCAUGAAUAAUACUUUAUGUUUGUGACAAAUUGAUAUAAAGCUUAUCGACAUAUUUAGCCUUACAUUUAGGUGGAUUGCACUUCAGUAUAAUGUGUGUUUGAAAUGUAAUUUUAUGAUAAAGAUGUUUGAAUGAUAGUAUCUCUAAGGAUGUUACUUUGACAAAGUUAAAGCUUUAAACCUCAUAACUCUUUAAAUUGGUUAGGUUAAUCUAUAACUGUGCAAAUUUCUAUGGUCGUUUAUAAAAAAAACAACAAAUGACAACAUUUGGAUAUUGUAGAUUCCCACAGACCUUUUCAUUGGAUGCAUAGCUAAAUGGGGAUAAAUACCUGUUACUCAAAUAGCUUCUCAAAAAGUUAUAGUUUCUGCAUUUUAUUGCAAGUUGAAGUUAUGUAUUUCUUUUGUUUAUGCAAAUUUUAUGUUGCUCUAAUUCUGUUUUUUUUAAAUAGUGCUUCAUUUUAUCUUUAUAACCAAGAAAUUUUUCACCCUCAGUGGAACAAAGUACCCAAAAUCAUUUUCCACAUAAGAAAUAAAGAAACAGAUGAAAUUUAAUUAACUAGUUCCCAGCCCCUGUUGACUUUGCUAAUAUAUAAUAUAUGUUUUGUAAAAAAAAAAAGUGAAGUUCCCCCUUUCAGAUCUUGCAUUCUAAAUAUUUUUAUAAUGAGAAAAGUUUUAAUACAAUAUAAUACAAUUAAUUAAAAACAUAGAAACAUUUAGAAAAGCCUUUAAACAUACAAAAACAUUUAGUAAACAUAAGAAAACUUAUGACAGCAAUGGAAUGGCAGGGGUGUUAAAUGAGAAAGGGAUGAAUUUUGUGCUUGGAGGGGAAAAUCACCCUCCAAUACAACAUGUGGCAUUAUCAAAUCAGGGCUUGUGGCUGUUAUUUUAUAUCUGGUUCAAAUUUUGAACAAUAUUUUUGGUUGUUAUUCAAAUAAUUUUUUAUUGAACGCAUUCGCUGGCUGAGGUUCCACUGUAGCUGAAAGAAAUGUCCAACUACUAUUUAGUGGUUUAACUUUGAUUGCUUUAUUUAACCUUGUUACUAAAAUGCUAUCUUCUGUUGAAGGACCCUUAGGGCUGAGUAGAACUGAUAAAGACAUAAGCGUAGUAUAUUCAAGAGCCCAUACAUGGUCAAAAGUUCACCAGCCUACUUGUGACCAGAACCAUUUUCCCUAUUUUUUUUUAUUUGUUACAUUUCCAAAUUGAAUACUAAAAAUAAUUAUUAUAAUUAAUAUGUCUUUCAGGCUAUGAGUUGAUGUUUUGUUUAACAAACAUAAAUUUUUAGAAAUUCUUGUUUAGUUUCAGUUGUUUUUUUUUUUAAUUUGAAUAUGUUUGCAUUAUUUCCCUUUCAACAUAUUCUCUGAAUAUAUGACUAAAUUCAAAUUAUAUUCAAAUGAAUUUAGCUUUAUAAGACCUUAGGCAAAUAUGGCAUUCUGCCAUGAUACUACAUACAUUUCUGUAGACUUUUAGAUUCAUAGAUUUAGUUCUUACAUGUUAGCAACAGCAAACUAUAAUAACUGCUUCUGUAGUUUUCUCUAAUGGAAAAGCAGGUUGUUUUGUUUUUUUUUACCAUUGUAUUUGUUUUUUGUCCUUAGAUAUCCAAAGUUUGCAAAAACAAAAUUAAUUUAACAAAGUACAAAAAAAAAACCAUUGAUGGUCAGAGAAGAAACAUGUAUUGAUGAUGAUUGAAGAAAACUUAUGUACAAUUGUGCUCUCAUAUGUUCUCAGUCUCUCACACUGUCUGUUAUGGCUACUCUCAUCCUUAUGAAGAAAUGUUAAUUAAAAUAUAAAUAUUAGAAUAGUUUGAUGAAUUAAUUUUUUAAGACCUUUUUUCUACAAGAUACUUUAGUUGAAAGCGAAAUAAAAAAUGAAAUAUGAUUACUUGUCACAUGUUCAUUGAUUUAAGCCUUAAAUGUGACUCAGUAAUCUUUAUUAUCUUUUAUUAAUGUUAACAUUAAGCCUAUACACCAAAUACUAUUAAGAGUUUCUCCUUAGGAACAAGGACCAUGUCAAAUAUAGAUUAGUUAAAAAAACAACACCACAAAAACAUUUCUUUGUUUCCUACAGAAAGUCUGUCACACUGUGAUGAUCCUUCAUCUUCCAUCUCUUUGAUUCAAGACUAUUUUUCUCUACAAGAAAGAGUUGCUUUUAGAAAAUUAAAAGCACCUUUACACUUCUAUAAUCUUGCAUUCCUUCCUUGCCGAGCGGUCAAGUUUUAUUUAGUUAUGUUGUCUACAAUAUCUAAUGAAACUCAUCCUACUGUCAUCAGAUUGCAAGCAAAAACGUUGCUUAACUUUGACCAGUGUUGUAAGAUUAAAAAAGGAAAUUUCUUACCAGCUGCAUUUAAUAUAUAGAAUCACUUUCUUGCACAGAAAUCUUGUAAUAUAUAUUUUUUUAAAUUAUUAUUUUUAUAUUUAACCAACCAUUGUUAUGUAAGGGUUAAUUCCACUAUUUCUUUAGCUACACAGAUCCAGACAUCUAAUCAGCUAUUCUGGUAAUAAAUUAUGAAAAUAAAAGCUCGUUUUUAAACUCA